ACGUUGUGUUCUUUCAUUCCUAUCCACCGAGCUUAUUUCAUUUGCUCCAGAAUUUCAAGAAGGAAUUACAGCUGGAAAAUGUGUUUUUAAACCUAUAGAUUCUUCUGACUUUAGAACUGGUUGUUGUAUUACCAGGAAAACAUAAAUGCAGAUGUUGGGAAAUGUCAAAAAUCUUGUCAAGAGAAUGGAUUGUUUCGCACAGAACUGAGAUGUGGCUUCUGAUUCUGGUGACGCAUUUGUUGCAAAGAAAUGUGAAUCCAGUACGUAUGCCGACUAAAGAUGUGGACCCAGAAGCGUUCAUGAAUAUUAGCGAAAUCAUCCAACAUCAAGGCUAUCCCUGUGAGGAAUUUGAAGUCACAACAGAAGAUGGGUAUAUCCUUUCUGUUAACAGAAUUCCUCAAGGCCUAGCUCACUUUAAGAAGACAGGUUCCAAGCCUGUGGUGUUACUGCAGCACGGCCUGCUUGGAGAUGCUAGCAACUGGAUCUCCAACCUGCCCAACAACAGCCUGGGCUUCAUUCUGGCAGACGCUGGUUUCGAUGUGUGGCUGGGGAACAGCAGAGGAAACACCUGGUCUCAGAAACAUGAGACCCUCUCCGUAGACCAAGAUGAGUUCUGGGCUUUCAGUUAUGAUGAGAUGGCUAGGUUUGACCUUCCUGCAGUCAUAAACUUUAUUUUGCAGAAAACGGGCCAGGAAAAGAUCUAUUAUGUCGGCUAUUCACAGGGCACCACUAUCGGCUUUAUUGCAUUUUCCACCAUGCCAGAGUUGGCUCAGAAAAUAAAAAUGUAUUUUGCCUUAGCACCCAUAGCUACUAUUAAACAUGCAAAAAGCCCUGGGACCAAAUUUUUGUUGCUGCCACAUAUGAUGAUCAAGGGAUUGUUUGGCAGGAAAGAAUUUCUGUACCAGACCAGAUUCCUCCGCCAAUUUUAUAUUUACCUUUGUGGCCAGAUGAUUAUCGAUCAGAUUUGUAGCAGUAUUAUUUUACUCCUGGGAGGAUUUAACACCCAAAACAUGAACAUGAGCCGAGCAAAUGUAUAUGUCGCUCAUUCUCUGGCCGGGACGUCUGUGCAAAACAUCCUCCACUGGAGCCAGGCAGCGAAUUCUGGGGAACUCCGGGCGUUUGACUGGGGGAGCGAGACCAAAAAUCUGGAGAAAGGCAAUCAGCCAACUCCUGUAAGGUACAAAGUUGGAGACAUGACAGUCCCUAUAGCAAUGUGGACGGGAGGUCAGGACUGGCUUUCAAAUCCAGAUGACGUGAAAGCACUGCUCUCCGAAGUGAACAACCUCAUCUACCACAAGAACAUUCCCGAAUGGGCGCAUGUGGAUUUCAUCUGGGGUUUGGAUGCUCCUCAUCGUCUGUACAAUGAGAUCAUUCAUCUGAUGAAAGAGGAGGAGACCAGUCUUUCCCAGGGAGUGUGUGAGCUCAGACUGUGAAGCAUCCGACACUGACAAGUCUUAGGAAAACCUUGUGGAUGAUGGGGCUGAGAUCCAUGAAGAGAGGAUUUUAAGAAUCUCCAGGACUGGAAAC
Messenger RNA from Molossus molossus (Pallas's mastiff bat), 1527 nucleotides. RefSeq names its product lipase member M. The record is from RefSeq and is a predicted model, not a curated record. Bases 162 to 1433 code for a protein of 423 amino acids. Gene Ontology annotation, molecular function: hydrolase activity, acting on ester bonds. The transcript has 9 exons. NCBI's taxonomy places the organism in Eukaryota, Metazoa, Chordata, Mammalia, Chiroptera, Molossidae.